UGCUGUUGACGGGAUUUGGGCCCGAUACUCCUCCCCCCCUCUGCUGCCAUGUCGUCGACCUCGUCCGUCACCACCCCUCCCGUCAAGCGAGCCUGCGACAGCUGCCACCGCCGAAAGGUGAGAUGCAUUGGCGAAGGCACUAAUCCGUGCAAGAACUGCAUAUCGGCCGGCCUGACGUGCACCUACAAUGCCAUUCCGCAGAAGAAAGGCCCCAAGGGCAGCCGCGCAAAGGUCCUCUCUGAGCUGCGAGAGACCCAGAGGCAGUCCCAUCUCGCCAGCGGCUAUCCCCCCGACCUGAGCUUCGAUGGCCGCCCGCUGCCGGCGUCAUUUGCUCGCACCCCCGGUCUGCUUCCUCCAGGCCUGGUCGAGAGCUGCAUCGACUUCUUCUUCUCGAACCUGUACCCUUCUCAGCCCAUUUUGCAGCGCCAGCGCCUCCAGGACUCCGUCAUGAGCAUGGACCAGAACGCUGGCUCCUACUGUCUGAUUGUGGCGCUUUGCGCCUAUGUUAUGAUCCAGUCGAACAUGAGCGUGCCUCCAACCAUCCACAUGCAUCCGGAAAUGAGCCAGAUGCCAGUCAUUAGUUUGGGCAUCACUCUGCUCGAGGAAGCUGUGCGCGUGCGGAAGGGGCUUGAAUACGUUGAGGACCCCUCCACCACAUCCAUCGUCACCUCUUUCUUCUUCUACGGGAGCUACUUCUGCCUAGACAAGGACAACAGCGCGUGGUUCUACUUGCGAGAGGCGACGACUAUGGCCCAGCUCAUCGGUAUGCAUGACGAGGGGACCUACAAGACGGCAGACACUGUCGAAUGUGCCAACAGACGGCGCCUGUACUGGCUUCUAAUCAUGACUGAAAGGGCAUAUGCACUCCACAAGCACCGUCCUGUCACUCUUCAUGCGACCAUACAUCCGCCCUCUCUCGACGAAGAUCCCACCGACAGCAUGGCCCUCUCCGGCUUUCUGCAGCUCAUAGACCUCUACAAGCCCUUUGACGAUUCUUUCAUCGCACUUUGGAAUAAGACGACGCCGAGUGGCACUGGUGGCGCUAACCCCUCAUGGCUCGCCUCACUGCAAGUUCAGCUGCAAGAAAUGCUUCCCGCGUACCUCGAUUGUACGGAAAUCCAGGCUGCAGAUCUCCGCGUUACGCAGCAAUGGCUGAGGGCAGUGGUAUGGCAGCUGUGCGUCAGUCAGGGCUUCGUGAGCAGCCUGGCCACCGACCCCGGCAUGACCUUCAAAUAUCCAAUUGAGAUUUCGAAUGAUCUGCUUAGCAUGACGCAGCACAUUUCACAGCAGGCGAUGGAGGUGCAUGGCGUAGGACUCAUCGAAAAACUCUUCGAUAUCUCCUGCUGCCUCACCGACGUAAUCGCUGUAAUCCCCUUCUCCCCAACAACCUUCUCAAUGGGGCCCCGCGACUACCUCUCCCGCUUCGUCGCCCUCAUCUCCACCCUCCGCAACGGCCAAACCCGCUAUGCGCCCCUCCUGCACUCCAAAAUCAACGACGUCCUGCCCAACCUCAACAUCCCCGUCCCGCCCAUCCACGCCAACCCCGCGCUCCAUAUCCCGCCCCACCCGCAAUCCGUCUCCUCUGUUUCCUCCAGCGCCAGCAUCCCCGAAUACAAGCUCCCGCCGCAAGCCCUCAACAUGCCCGGCAGCUCCGGCGACCUAAUGCGCCAGCUGCAAUCGCAGAUCUCCGCCCAAGGCGGGCCCUUGGGCCAACAACAACCCCCUUCCUCCCUCCUGCCCCCCUCCUCCCGCAUCGAAGACAUGUCCCUGUACGACUCCUCCGCCCCGCACAGCACCCACUCCGCCUCGGCGCCCGCCUCGCACGAAGCCACGCCCAUCCCGGGGGGUGCGGGCAGCACAGGCGCGUACGACUCCAGCCCGGGCAGCUCGCUCAGCCACCACCCGCAGCACCACCAGGCGCACGGCGGCCACGGGCACCAUCUGCAGCCGCAGCCGCACAUGGGCAGCGGGCUGCCGUAUGAGCUGAGCCCGAGCAUGCGGUUCCAGACGUUUGGAGUGGGCGCGGCCAUGGGGUUUCAGGGGGAGCAGCAGGGCGCGGAUGAGCGCAGGGGCCAUCAGCAGCCGCCGCGGCCGCCGCAGCAACAGCAGCAGCAGC
This is a messenger RNA of Mytilinidion resinicola, 2116 nucleotides long. RefSeq lists its product as uncharacterized. The record is from RefSeq and is a predicted model, not a curated record. Gene Ontology annotation, molecular function: DNA-binding transcription factor activity, RNA polymerase II-specific; zinc ion binding; DNA binding. The transcript has 4 exons. Gene Ontology annotation, biological process: regulation of DNA-templated transcription; DNA-templated transcription. The annotation marks the transcript as partial. NCBI's taxonomy places the organism in Eukaryota, Fungi, Ascomycota, Dothideomycetes, Mytilinidiales, Mytilinidiaceae.